AUGCCAGUUUUAGAAGCAACAAAUACAAAUGAUGAUACGGGUCCGAUAAAUCCGUUAGUGGGCAUAAUUUACCCUCCACCGGAGGUGAGGAAUAUUGUUGACAAGACUGCUAGCUUUGUUGCAAGAAAUGGACCUGAAUUUGAGGCUCGUAUUAGGCAAAAUGAACUGGGCAAUCCAAAAUUUAAUUUUCUUAAUACUGGUGAUCCCUAUCAUUCGUACUAUCAACAUAAAGUUAAAGAUUUUAGAGAAGGAAAAGGUCAAGAACCUUCUACAGGUCUCAAUCAAGCUAUAUCAAAAUUAUCAGUUACUCCAGCAGCUCAACAGAAGCAACAAGAAAUUUUGAAACAAGUGGAGCAACCUUUUGUGCCCAAAGAGCCUCCACCUGAGUUCGAAUUCAUUGCGGACCCACCAUCAAUUUCUGCACUUGAUCUGGAUAUUGUGAAAUUAACGGCACAGUUUGUCGCUAGAAAUGGUAGAGCAUUUUUAACUCAGUUAAUGAAUCGUGAGCAACGUAAUUUCCAGUUUGACUUUUUAAGACCCCAGCAUUCCUUGUUUCAGUACUUCACCAAACUUUUAGAGCAGUAUACAAAGGUCCUUAUUCCACCUAAAAGCAUGCAACAACGUUUGCGAGACGAGGCAAAGAGUGCCAUAUCUGUCCUCGAACAAGUGAAAUAUCGAGCAGAGUGGCAGAAGUAUCAAGAAGCUCAAAAAGCGAAGGAAGAAGAGAUUUUAGAGAGGGAAAGAGUUGCUUACGCCCAAAUCGAUUGGCAUGAUUUCGUAGUAGUAGAAACGGUAGAUUAUCAACCGUUUGAAAUUGGCAAUUUUCCGCCACCAACAACACCCGAAGAAGUCGGCGCUAGGAUUCUUAUCCAAGAACGAAUCGAAGAAGGAGAAGACAUCGAGAUGCAGUUAGAAAGCGAUGAUGAGGAAACUAAUGCAGCUGAUGAAGGUUUAAGUACAAUGCAGGAUAAAACAAAUAAUCGUAAAGGCCGUGACGAUAAUCGCAUCCAAGAUAUGGAAGAAGAGAGCUCUGAAGAAGAAAACGAUAUUUUAGAAAAAACACCCUUGACGUCUAACAUACAGCCACCUCUGCCUCCUAUCCCCGAUAAAGUGCUCGUUAAAAAAUAUGAUCCUAAGCAAGCUGUUAAAGUCACCAGGCCUACUGUAGGUGACGAUUAUCUCGUUUCACCAAUCACUGGUGAGAAGAUCCCCGCAAGUAAGGUUCAGGAGCACAUGCGGAUCGGAUUACUUGAUCCGAGAUGGGUCGAACAAAGAGAUAAGCAAGUCAUGGACAAAAUGAACCAAGAGACUGUGUAUGCCGCGGGUUCAGCGAUCGACGCCUCCUUGAAGUUACUCGCCGAAAGACGUACGGAUAUAUUCGGUGUCGGCGAUGAAGAAACGGCUAUCGGUAAGAAGAUAGGCGAAGAAGAUGUGAGAAAAGAUGAGAAAGUUACUUGGGACGGCCAUACCAGCAGUGUCGAGGCUGCUACUAGAGCGGCACGUGCAAAUAUUACAUUGGAAGAACAAAUCCAUCAAAUUCAUAAGGUCAAAGGUUUACUACCGGAUGAGGAGAAAGAAAAGAUUGGUCCUAAAAAUGUUGGAGCGAAGGGAAGUAAAAUUAAUAUUCAGAACAUUAUUACUUCAAAACCUCAAAAUAAUCCACAACAAAACAAAACUUCAGUGUCUGUAAUGCAAACUCAGGGAGGACCAACUAUAGCUUUGCAAGUUCCACCUCAGCCUAUGAUGGCACCACAGCCUCCUAUCAUGAUGAUGCCAGCUCCUCCAAUGCCUCCUAUGAGACCACCCCCGCUAAUGAUGGCAGCGCCUCCUCCGAUGGCCAGUUUUGUGACUCCAAUGCCCCCACAAAUGGGACAGCCACUAAACAUGCCGGUAAAACACCCCUCAGAAGGAGCGUCUGAAGAUGAACCGAGCAACAAGAAAAUGAGAAAUGAAGAUUCACUUGUACCGGAAGAAGUAUUUUUGACUCGUAAUCCGAAUCCAGUGCCAAUCAAAGUGACUGUACCGGUUAUGCCAGAAAAAUCGGAAUGGAAAUUGACCGGUCAACUAUUAAGUUUCACGUUGCCUUUGGCUGAAACCGUUGGAAAUCUGAAAAUGAAAUUGCAAGAAGAAACUAACAUGCCUCCGGCAAAGCAGAAGCUAUUUUUUGAUGGCAUGUUCUUUAAGGAUUCAAACACAUUGGCUUACUACAAUAUUACUCCAGGCACCAUGAUACAAUUGCAAAUUAAGGAAAGAGGUGGAAGAAAGAAAUAAAUUUCGUUAAUCCAUUCACGUAGUGUGAACUAAUAACACAAUAUAAAAGGAAGUCGAUAUAUAAAUCGUUUUUAAUGUUUAUUGCAGAAAUUUAAAUAAAGUGUAUGUGUAAAAAAUA
Anoplophora glabripennis (Asian longhorned beetle) is the source of this 2389-nucleotide messenger RNA. RefSeq names its product splicing factor 3A subunit 1 (gene Sf3a1). Lineage: Eukaryota; Metazoa; Arthropoda; Insecta; Coleoptera; Cerambycidae. Gene Ontology annotation, biological process: regulation of alternative mRNA splicing, via spliceosome; mRNA cis splicing, via spliceosome. The record is from RefSeq and is a predicted model, not a curated record. The coding region runs from base 1 to 2271 and encodes 756 amino acids. The transcript is spliced from 13 exons. Gene Ontology annotation, cellular component: catalytic step 2 spliceosome; U2 snRNP; U2-type prespliceosome. Gene Ontology annotation, molecular function: RNA binding; protein binding.